AUUUAAUCUGUUCUUUACUCACAGAAACAAAUCAUCACUUGUCAUUUUGAUUUUCGUCUACUUGUUCAGGAUUUUUCCUGUUUUUGCUAUGAUAUAACAAGAAUUAGUGAAAAAUCAACUGAUAUCGUUAAAUAUGGCAGAUAUAUUACAAAUCCACGAUGACAUCAAACUAUAUACAACAUCUGACAAAUUCUUCUUGGAGCCGCAUGUGAAUCCAACAGAGAUAUUGGUCAUAGAUAGAAUCACCGGAGAGGCGUCAGUGAAAGAUGUCAAAUCAGUGAAGAUACCAAUCCCUUUAGAUGCAUACAAGCCUGUUUGUGGAUUCCUCGGUACAAUAAGAUUAAUAUCAGGAUUGUACCUUGUUGUAGCGAAAUACAGGAUUUUGAUUGGAAAACUAAAUGGCCAUGAUAUCUAUCAAUUGGCUGGUGCAGAGAUAUUGCCAUAUGCAAGAUCAACAACACAUCUCACAAAUAAACAGAUUGAUGAUAACAAUACAUAUGAAAGACUUGUGCGGGCAGCUUUAGAAACCCCCGGCAUCUAUUUCUCCUAUGGAUAUGAUCUGACUCAUACAAUGCAACGAUUACAUUCUGUUCCAACUGAAUUCCAUAAAAUGUCACUAGCAACUCGUGCUGAUGCUCGUUUUCUGUGGAACGGCCAUUUACUCAAGGACUUUGCCCAUCAACAGUUCGAGAGAUUCGCUUUACCAGUUAUACAAGGCUUUGUAGCGAUCAACAAUGUGACUGUGAAUGGUCAACAGCUGAUGUGGUCGCUGGUCUCCCGCCGCUGUGUGGAUAGAGCUGGCACCAGGUUCUUCAUGAGAGGAGCUGAUGCCCAGGGUAAUGUGGCAAACUUCGUAGAAACUGAACAGAUAAUAGAACGUGGCGGUGAGAAGUCCUCUUUCGUCCAAACCCGCGGGUCUAUUCCGUUGUUCUGGUCGCAAUAUCCUGAUUUAAAGUACAAGCCAGCGAUGGUACUGUCUGCGGAAGACCACGUGGCUGCGUAUACCAGACAUAUGAGAGAUCAAAUACAGCGGUACGGGAAUCAGGUGCUGGUUAAUUUGAUAGACCAGCACGGUAAGGAGGAGUCUCUAGAGCGCGGGUACCGUGCGGCGGUGGCGUCUGCCGCGCUGCCCGGCGUCAGAUACGAGCCUUUUGAUUUCCACGCUGAAUGUCGCGGCAUGCGGUAUGACAGGCUCACCGUGCUUAUGGAUAGGAUCGCACAUGAACAGACGGAGUUCGGUUAUUUCCUGUCCCGCGGCGGUACAGUACUGUUGCGUCAGACUGGCGUGUUCCGUACCAACUGCGUGGACUGCCUCGACCGCACUAAUGUGGUGCAGUCGCUACUGGCUCGCAGACAGAUGGAGGCGGCGCUCAGACUGCUCGCUGUCACAACUGAUAACCACCAUCCACAUUUGGAUAGAUUGUUUAAUACGAUAUGGGCAGACCAUGCGGAUAUGAUCUCAUGCCAGUAUUCCGGUACUGGUGCGCUGAAGACUGACUUCACUCGUACUGGCAAGCGCACACGCAUGGGCGCGCUGCGAGAUGGAGUUAACUCUCUCACAAGAUAUUAUAAGAAUAAUUUCAGUGAUGGAUUUAGACAGGAUUCAAUUGACUUAAUCCUCGGCAAGUACACAGUGAGUGAAGGCGAGGGCAACACCGCGUUAUGUCCUCUACGACGGGACAGAGACUGGAAAUAUGUCACUUUCCCGUCAGUGUUGCUGGUGGCGGUGUCGAUGUUCUGCGCGAGCGCGGCGCUGCCGCAGAGAUAUACUAACGAAGUGUUGCUAUACCUCAUGUUCUGGGGCGCGGCUAUCGGAGCUACCGUCUCUUUCAUAUUCAGACACGGCAAGGAGUUCGUGGAGUGGCCCCGGCUUGACGGCGGGGGGCUGGCCAUUGCGGGCCCCCGCGGCCCCCCGCCCUCCUUAUGAUAAAUGAUCGGCUCGUCCUCAUCGUCUAGAAUCUAGACUAUAGACCAAACUACUCCACAUAGACUAAAA
Molecule: messenger RNA, 1996 nt
Organism: Papilio polytes (common Mormon)
Lineage: Eukaryota; Metazoa; Arthropoda; Insecta; Lepidoptera; Papilionidae
Gene: Sac1
Product: phosphatidylinositide phosphatase SAC1
Exons: 14
Coding region: 134-1927 (597 amino acids)
Biological process (GO): phosphatidylinositol dephosphorylation
Cellular component (GO): endoplasmic reticulum
Molecular function (GO): phosphatidylinositol-4-phosphate phosphatase activity
Source: RefSeq, a predicted model, not a curated record